CACAGUUUUCCCUCAACUCAUUCCUAGAAUUUUUGCUCCAUCGUCCCAACUUGUCAUCUACACAUUGGGUUUCUCCUCACUAUGAGGACUACAACAGCCUCUUUCCUCCUUACUUUGGGUCUGUCUUCUUUGAUCGCAGCUGAGGUGCCGACCUUUACCCUCGGAGACCCAAAUUCGUAUCUAGGCAACAUCGACCGAACCGAUGUUGGCGGGAACGAUAUCAUUGUCAGUACGGACAAUGGAGUCACCAUUACAUUCGGAAGGGACCUGUCGAAGAAGAUCGUGGACGUCGCAUCCAAUCAGUGUAAAAGCCGUGGCUCUCCUGAUUGUUUGAAACAGACGCUUGACGUGAUGGGCGUUGGUAACGCGGCCAAUGGUCUUCAGAAGAGGGUCAUCCCUGUGCUAGCAGCCGGCGUCGGUGUUGCUAUCGCCUACAUUGCUGGUGUCGUGUGGACGGCUGUAUAUCUGAACAAUGAGUCAAAAAAUUAUAAUGUCGUGGAGUUGAAGAUACCACAGUCACAGGUGGAUGAAGUAUCCAAAUGGAAACUCGAUGAGGAUAAAUUCAAUUUCAAGGAUACCUCAGGUGACACUUCGGUUGUCCAGAUCGAUACCAACCCCACACAGCUACAAACAAAGCCGACAAUCGAGACGCAGUCAAACGGAGACAUCAAAGCUACUUUCCCUGGCAUUGUGGAUGACCUCAAGGACAUGUGGAGCAAGAUUAAAUGUACGCGAUCCCUCCAAAAACGUAUUACCCUACAAUGCCUGGUACAGUAUGCGCAGGCAUUCGCGCGCCUUGCUCAAGACGGUGGAAAUAAUGAAGGCAUCCAAGACGUUUCGCUAUUGGCAUUCCCGAAACCUAACAACAACCUUUAUGUAUCCGCUCUCGGAGAGGACUUCGAGUACACCGAGGAGCUAUACAUCGCCUCUCAACGGAAAACUGACGAAGUUCGAAAUAACAUCGCUACUAUUUCAACUUGGGUGGGAUUUGGGUAUGCAGUGGAGAACUUGGCCAUCUCAGCCUUGGGAGAAAUGGUUUUUCCGAAAAAAUUCCUUGAUUCAAUGCAGCUGCCUGAACUUCCUGUAGAUAAUUGCUGGGACGAGGACAGCAUGCCAUUCUGUACCAACUGUGGGGGAAACACAGAGAGCGAGAGCAGCGGGCAGACCGAGGGCAAGUGCAAGGGGUUUGAUGAUGGCAAUCCUGAUCAUACACCCCAGGCGGCAGGCUGUACAUGCCACGUAGACGAUCCAGGGACUGAACACCUGAUUGCUCCCGGCGAUCUCGAAGAUGCCAUCCAAUACCUCAUGACCCUUACUGAUGACACAGAUUCGUCUCCGCCCGCUGCGACCGAUGGUCCGCUUAAAUGCAACGGCCUCGACUCAAACAAAUACGUUGCCGCAAAUACGCUCGAUGACAAGAUUAUUGGCUUUUGUUCAGGCAUGCAAACCCAGGGUACCCAGGACAAGAAUACCGGUUCCUAUUCCCGAACCUUCAACUCUGGGACACGCGAUGAAGUUGAGCUAGCCGUCGACUGGCCUCCUGGUCAGACACUGAAUAUGUUGCCGUGCGCGGCAACAAUGAACGAGAUCUCUGCUGGUUGUGAUAAUCCUGCAGGCAACAACCCGCGGAACUGGAAAGGUGGCGGUAGCAAGCAAGUCGGCAUCGGGCUUUUCCACAUCAACCCAAAGGUGAUACGUUCGCCGCACCCAACUAAGUACUGUCCGGAUUCUCGCCCGACAGUACUGAAUCAACCUAAUGGUAGCCUUGAUCCGAAAAUGGUCAGGUGGCAGCAGAAUAAUAUAUGCGGAGACAUCUGCCCAGACGGAUACGACAAUGAGGGAGGUUCAGAUCCAACGAAAGCGCGUCUUGCUAUAUGCAAGCUUACGGACGCUGUUAAGAACUGUGCAAAGCCCUUCGCAGAUAGCACCGAACUCCCGUACUGUUGGAUUCCAGCGUCAUGAGGUCAAUCAUCCGCUUUGCUGAUCUGGACUCUGGUAUUAUAUAAAGUAAUGUGCACCCGCCUGGAGC
Molecule: messenger RNA, 2029 nt
Organism: Macroventuria anomochaeta
Lineage: Eukaryota; Fungi; Ascomycota; Dothideomycetes; Pleosporales; Didymellaceae
Exons: 6
Coding region: 82-1962 (626 amino acids)
Source: RefSeq, a predicted model, not a curated record